UUCCCGCACGCUGCCCACAGGGCCGGUUUGCUGGGGCAGCCCGGACAGGGGCUCUUGGGCUGUCCGCCCUGCAGCUCCCUGCACACGGGCAGUGCUGGUGACAAAAUGUGGUGGAGAAUGAGCCCCUCCUGCCCUUGCCCAGGGAAGGGCUCCCCGUGUCCCCCUCUUCGUCCCUUGUCUCCAUCUCUCUGCUGGCUCUGCAUCUUACUGGGGCCCUGGACCUGCCAUGGUCCGGCCGAGAGGCCCUUGGCCUCAGGGCUGCGGAUGCUGGUGCCCCCACCCAGGCGGGUGAGCAACGACCCUGACGGCCACGUGGGCAGUGGGGGAGCGCCCGAGCGCAGCGUGCUCCUGCCUCCCUACAGACCUGUCUCGGGGCUCUCGGCGUCCCGUGCGGGCGGGCUGCUGCAACCCCCCCGUGGCAGGAGCCGCUCCGGGCCGUGGGGCUGCUGUCACGUGUGCGGGUCCCAGCCACGGGCCCUGCUCCAGGUGCUGCAGAGGCCCGGUGGGAGCAGGACGCUGGCUGCCUGGUUUCCUUCUGUCCCUGUGGCAGGUUCGGGUGCCAGGGUGAAGAUCUCCGUCUCUGGCCCCCGCCCUCGUGUGCGGCUUCCCUCCAGCGCCCCGGGUGCUCGGUGCUGUCGUCCAGGUCGGGCUCUGACUGGCUCGCGCUGCCAUGCGGGGCAUGCUGGCGCUACUCGCGGCCCUGCUCGGGAUCCUCGGCCUCGUGGAGGGGCAGACGUUUCACAUGGGGCAGUGCCCCAACCCGCCGGUCCAGGAGGACUUCGACCCGAGCAAGUAUCUCGGGAAGUGGUACGAGAUCGAGAAGCUGCCCUCCGGCUUCGAGCAGGAGCGGUGCGUCCAGGCGAAUUACUCCCUGAAGGCCAACGGGAAGAUCAAAGUGCUGACCAAAAUGGUGCAGUCCGACGGCACGAUCAAACACAUGGAGGCAGAGGCCGUCCCUGUCAACAAAGACGAGCCGGCCAAGCUGAGCGUCAGCUACAGUUGGUUCAUGCCAGCUAGCCCCUACUGGGUAGUUGCCACCGACUACGAGAACUACGCGCUGGUGUACUCCUGCACCUCGUUCUUCUGGCUCUUCCACGUCGAUUAUGCCUGGAUCAGGUCCAGAACUCCCCAGCUGCACCCGGAAACAGUGGAGCACCUGAAGAGUGUUCUCCGUUCCUACCGGAUCCAAACAGGGAUGAUGCUCCCCACGGAUCAGAUGAACUGCCCUUCUGACAUGUAGAGCAAGCCUGGGCCCACUCCCAGCUGCGUUGCUUGCCCUGGUGUCAGUGAAACCUUCCUUACCGUGAAUAACAAACCCUUUGCUCCUGGUCGCCUGCACAGCACGUGCGGCGGGAGCUGAGCAUUGCUGUUCUCCCACAGUCUCUCCAGCCCCCCCAUUUCCGCGCCCCUUCCCCCCCAGUUAAAUGCAUUCUGGCUCACAGCUAACAACUCGGUGACAAAGAGGAAUCUGGGAGCACAGAUCCUGACACCCUGCUGUUGCCGAGAGCUCUCCAGCACUGACGCAGGAGGGUGUGCGUCGGGGAGGUUCAAGGAUCUUGCUCCCUGGGGACAACUUUUCUCAUGGCACCCAGCAGGUUGGUUUCUCUGACUGUCCCCAUGUCUGCUCGGCCUGUUCUGAAUACACUGCUUGAUUAGCUCGUCUGCUGCAUCCUGUCUCACUGCGUCGUGCGGGCGUCCGCGGGAGGCUGGAGUGCGGACAGUGCUCUGGCAGGCGCGUUUGGGCAGGUGAUGCAGCGGCUUUGCCAGCGAAGGGGUGACCCUGGGAGAAACCAGCAGGUGUCUGCAGUGAUUCCCUGGGGUUCGAAGCAGGCUGUGUGUUCAGACCUCUGGCUGGUGUCUCCCCUCAGAAAGUCUGCAGCCAUGCCCCGCGUGCAAGAACGGGCCCACCCUGGGAGCCAGGUCCAGGGGCAGGGUGUAGGGCUUGCCCUGUGUCCUGGUAUGGUUAGUGCUCAGCUGUGAGACCUAUAGGAAGAGGCAGGGAGGGGAGAACCCAUUCCCUCGGCUGCAAGCAGCU
Messenger RNA from Alligator sinensis (Chinese alligator), 2035 nucleotides. It is a transcript of the gene APOD, whose product is annotated as apolipoprotein D. Bases 671 to 1240 code for a protein of 189 amino acids. The transcript has 5 exons. Gene Ontology annotation, biological process: brain development; tissue regeneration; lipid transport. The record is from RefSeq and is a predicted model, not a curated record. Gene Ontology annotation, molecular function: cholesterol binding. NCBI's taxonomy places the organism in Eukaryota, Metazoa, Chordata, Crocodylia, Alligatoridae.